This is a messenger RNA of Ostrea edulis (European flat oyster), 753 nucleotides long. RefSeq lists its product as uncharacterized. Bases 118 to 537 code for a protein of 139 amino acids. The transcript is spliced from 4 exons. Lineage: Eukaryota; Metazoa; Mollusca; Bivalvia; Ostreida; Ostreidae. The record is from RefSeq and is a predicted model, not a curated record.
CUAACAAAAAGGGGGAAGUCAACUAAAAUGUUUGAAUUUGUAAGGGUCCUCUGAGAGGCACACACAAGUGUAUUAAUGAGGACCCACCUAUGUUUUCAUGUCUAGAUUAUAUUAUUCAUGUUCAUGAUUCAGUUUCAUCUUUGUACACUAAUUCCGUAUUUUUGUUUUCUUGCAGAGACUUCAAAGGAAUUCGGAAAAAGAAAAGGUUCUUCCAAUGGCAAGAAAUCAGAGAAAAGGAAAAAACGAAUAAAGGAAGAAAAAAUUACAAAGAAAAGAGCGACUUCAGACAAUGAAGAAGCAAUUCUUGACAGUGAAACGUCAAGCGACAAGUUAAAGGAGGGAGUUGUUGAAGAGACUUCAAAGGAAUUCGGAAAAAGAAAAAGUUCUUCCAAUGGCAAGGAAUCAAAAAAAAGGAAGAAAAAAAUUACAAAGAAAAGAGUGACUACAGACAAUGAAGAAGCAAUUCUUGACAUUGAAACGUCAAACGACAAGUUAAUGGAGGGAGUUGUUGAAGGCUUUUAUUUUAUUUUAAAAUAACACACGGUGUUAUAAUAUAUGAUGAAAGAAAGAUCAGAAAUACAUCUUAUAUAAUUCAGUUAACAGCCUAUACCCAAGGAUCUAGCAAACACUGUCAGCACUAUUCUGAACAAAACAGAAAAAGUACAAACAACAGCAAAUUUAAAACUUCUAUACUUGAGGAAGCCCGAUUAAGGGAGAAGUGAACUUAAAUGUUUGAAUUUGUUAGAGUCCUCU